Messenger RNA from Miscanthus lutarioriparius, 2490 nucleotides. The record is from the annotation of a GenBank genome assembly. NCBI's taxonomy places the organism in Eukaryota, Viridiplantae, Streptophyta, Magnoliopsida, Poales, Poaceae.
AUGGCAGAAGCAGUACUCCUUGCUCUGACAAAGAUUGGUAGCGUUUUAGCAGAUGAAACUGCCAAGAAAAUGCUGUCCAAAUUAUCGGAAAAGGUUAAUAAUCUGAAGGAUCUGAAUGACAAGAUCGAGUUAAUAAGAAUGCACCUGACAGCCAUGAACAAUGUCAUACGUAAGAUUGGCACAGUAUACCUCACUGAUGAAGUCGUCAAGGGUUGGAUUGGGGAAGAAGAAUGGUUCCUGAAGAAGUACUUCAUUAAAGCGUCACAUUAUGUCUUGGUUUUUAGUCAAAUAGCAGAAGAGGUUAUCAAGAUUGAGAAGGAGAUCAAGAAAGUUAUAGAACUCAAAGAUCUGUGGUUUCAGCCUUCACAGCUUGUUGCUGAUCAGCUAAUUGAGAUGGAAAGACAACGUUCGCGCGAUAACUUCCCACUACUCAUUAAAGAUGAAGAUCUUGUGGGGAUUGAAGAUAACAGGAGAAAGCUCACCGAAUAUCUGUAUUCUGAUGAGCUUGACAGCACAGUGAUAACCGUAUCAGGCAUGGGUGGACUUGGAAAAACUACCCUUGUAACAAAUGUUUACGAACGUGAAAAAAUCAACUUUCCUGCUACAGCAUGGAUGGUCGUGUCCCAGACCUACACGAUAGAAGCUCUGCUUAGGAAGUUACUCAUGAAGGUUGGUCGUGAAGAGCAGGUGCCACCAAACAUUGACAAAUUGGAUGUCCAUGAUUUGAAAGAAAAAAUAAAGCAAAAGCUCGAAAAUAAGAAAUGUUUGAUUGUAUUGGAUGAUGUCUGGGACCAGGAAGUGUACCUUCAAAUGUCUGAUGCAUUCCAAAAUCUUCAAUCAAGUCGCAUCAUCAUCACAACACGGAAGAAUCAUGUGGCUGCUCUUGCUCAGCCGACUCGUCGCCUUGAUGUCCAGCCUCUGAGAAACACUCAGGCAUUUGAUCUCUUCUGCAGAAGGACUUUCUAUAACAAGGAAGGCCAUGCGUGCCCCAGUGACCUUGUCGAGGUUGCUACUUCUAUAGUAGAUAGGUGCCAGGGAUUGCCACUAGCAAUUGUAUCAAUUGCUAGCUUAUUGUCUUCGAGGGCACAAACAUAUUACAUCUGGAAUCAAAUUUACAAUCAGCUUCGAAGUGAGCUAUCAAAAAAUGAUCAUGUCCGGGCAGUUUUGAACCUGAGCUACCAUGAUCUAUCAGGAGACCUAAGAAGUUGCUUCUUGUACUGCAGCCUCUUCCCUGAAGAUUACCCUAUCCCACGUGAGAGCCUCAUCAGACUUUGGGUUGCAGAAGGCUUUGCAUUGAGCAAAGAAAACAACACAGCAGAGGAGGUGGCUGAGGGAAACCUCAUGGAGCUGAUCCACCGCAAUAUGCUGGUAGUACUGGAAAAUGAUGAGCAGGGAAGGGUGAGUACAUGUACAAUGCAUGAUAUUGUGCGAGAUCUUGCCCUUGCUGUUGCGAAAGAGGCGAGGUUUGGCACUGCAAACAACUAUGGAGCAAUGAUAUUGAUGGGCAAGGAUAAGGAUGUUAGACGCCUAUCGUCAUAUGGAUGGAAAGACAGUGCAUCUCUAGAAGUCAAACUUCCACGCCUUCGAACUCUAGUAUCACUUGGAACAAUUUCAUCCUCCCCAAACAUGUUAUUGUCAAUUUUAUCUGAAUCCAGCUACCUUACUGUUCUCGAGCUACAAGAUUCUGAGAUUACCGAAGUGCCAGUAUCUAUAGGGAAUCUCUUUAACCUACGUUACAUCGGCUUGCGUCGUACAAAGGUCAGAUCACUACCUGAUUCUGUUGAGAAGCUUCUGAACCUCCAGACUCUGGAUAUCAAGCAAACAAAAAUAGAGAAACUUCCACGAGGAAUCUCUAAGGUUAAGAAGCUACGACACCUUCUAGCUGACAGAUAUGCUGAUGAGAAGCAGUCACAGUUUCGCCUAUCAAAUAUGCCACUCCUUUCCAACUUGCUUCUUUCUGCAAAGGAUGAAAAUGAGCCACUUUGCUUUGAGGCACUCAAGCCAAGGUCCACAGGACUCCACAGGUUGAUUAUCAGAGGGCAAUGGGCGAAGGGAACAUUGCAGUGCCCACUAUUUCGAGGCCAUGGGAGACACCUCAAGUAUUUAGCUCUAAGCUGGUGCCACCUUUCAGAAGAUCCACUGGAGAUGCUCGCUCCACAAUUGCCAAACCUCACAAAUCUGAGACUCAACAACAUGCGUAGUGCAAAUACAUUGGUUCUUCCUCCAGGAUCAUUUCCCCACCUAAAGUUGCUUGUCUUGAUGCACAUGCCAAAUGUCAAGAAGCUGGUGAUUGGAAAAGGUGCGCUCCCAUGCAUUGAAGGUCUGUACAUUGUGUCCUUGGCGGAGCUGGAUAAGGUCCCUCAAGGCAUUGAAUCGCUUCGCACCCUGAAGAAGCUCUCUCUUGUGAACCUGCAUAGGGGCUUCCUGACUGAGUGGAACAAGAGCGGAAUGCAUGAUAAGAUGCAGCAUGUCCUAGAGAUUCGUGUUUAG